Molecule: messenger RNA, 1546 nt
Organism: Penaeus indicus
Lineage: Eukaryota; Metazoa; Arthropoda; Malacostraca; Decapoda; Penaeidae
Exons: 4
Coding region: 44-397 (117 amino acids)
Source: RefSeq, a predicted model, not a curated record
UUUUUUCUUAGCCUUAUAUCUGACCUCGACUGUGGAAUAAGUCAUGAGGCGGCGAGGAAGCCAAGCCAGUCGUGCAACAGCCGCCGUACAGACACCACCACCAUGCGCGCCUCUCUCGUCCUCCUCGCUGGCGUCGUCCUCCUCGCCCUCCUGUGCGGGACCGAGGCUCACCACUGCCCGGAUUGCAGCACCGUCUCCUGCCCGAGCACAGCCAACUGCAACCAUGGCACCGUGCUCGAACACUGCAACUGCUGCAACGUCUGCCGGAGGCAUUCCGGCGAGAUAUGUGACGGUCCCUCCCAUCUCGACGGCGUUUGCGAGCAUCCAUCAAAAUGCAAUGGAAACAUUUGUUCUUAGAACUACUUACAUUGCUGAUCCUCGUGUACAGUUAAAAUAAUGCAAAAUGAGACGUUCCCAUCCUGCGCCCCAGUCACCCCUUCCCUCCUCGCAUUCCUCGUCACGUUUUCUUCUUCUCGGGCUUGUCACUACUCGACACCUCACCUAUCGACAAGAAGCUGAGGAGUCGACCACUGGCUGGCUUGAAAAGGCUGGUGGCACCACAUACCGAAAACAAUGGAAAUGAAAAUGCUGCCCUUUCUGUGUGUGUUCUGUAUGGAUUUAUCCGUGUAUAUGUGUUUGUAAUGACCAGAUAUAUGUUAUAUAUCGGUUUAUUUACAAAAGGACAAAGCUCCAGAGAGUUUAUGAAAAACUACUAUCAGGACAUCCCAUUUUCUGUAACAGUUUAGGGUCACGGAAGGGAGUCAGAGCGCAUUUCAUUAAAGCAAAUCAACUUGUGUUUGACUACACAACAAGGUACAAUGCGCAAUAAAUGAUGUAUUUUCAUUAAAGAAAUGUAAUGAUUGCUAUCUUAUAUUAUAAAAGGUUUUUAUGGAACACAACCAAAAUCAUUAUACUUUUUUCUAUUUACUUUUCUCAGUAUUUGUAACGGUAAUUCACCGAACAAAGAUAGACAACAAUGUUAAAUUAACUAUACAUUCAUUUAAUGUCGUUUUAGUCACAAUUAAUAUCAUGUCAAGGAAAAUAUUUUAAACUCGUAUUCACCCGAGGGGAGACGUGGCCACGAGACGAGAAUGAGGUCAGACGCGGAGACAAGCUCCAGGAAGGAAGACGUCCGGAACAGAGAGCGUAAGGCUCGCUGCUUAUAAAUGAGUAUAAGACUCAUUUUGCCGAAUGUUACGUUUUACUGUAGAAGCAUAAGGCUUCUCAUUGCUCAGGCAGCGAACAUAAGGUUCGUUGGCCAUUUAGUGAGUAUAAGACUCACGAAACGAGGAACCAGUAGGAGGGUUCGGAAACCAUAAUUUUCGGUGAGUUGAAAUAAUUACCCCGUGAUUUGCUAUUGUUGUAAUACUAAAAUUAUAUAUUAAGUGUUAUGUAUUUGUAUGUAUAUGUUAAUUAUGCAUAAUAUUUUUAUGUAAUUCUAUGUUUAUUCUUUGAUGUAAUUGUAAUUAACUAAUUUGUAAAUUUUCUUAUAUGUUAUUUCUUUGUAAUUUCAGUAAUCAGCAUAUAAACAUUUGGACAAACAAAA